Messenger RNA from Cajanus cajan (pigeon pea), 1281 nucleotides. Its product is annotated as bark storage protein A. Lineage: Eukaryota; Viridiplantae; Streptophyta; Magnoliopsida; Fabales; Fabaceae. The record is from RefSeq and is a predicted model, not a curated record. Gene Ontology annotation, molecular function: catalytic activity. Gene Ontology annotation, biological process: nucleoside metabolic process.
UUUAUCUAAUUAAAUUAACUUGUGAUUGAUUUCUCGCCAUAUAUUAAUUUGUUUCUCUAUAAAAGCCAACCCCGGGGUCAUUGAGUUUACAUGUUCAUAGUUCUUGGGAUCUUGGUCUGGGUGAAUGAAGAUGGCAGUAGGUAAGAGAGUCAUGUACGUGUUUUUGACUGCAUUUUUGUGGUUGAAUGCUCAACAUGCUUUUGUGAGCUGUACUUUGACAUCAGAGUUGCAAAGCAAAAUUGCUAAAGUAAACCAAGAGGGUCCUUAUCUAGGUUUAAUCAUACCAAAUUCGUUUGAACUAGACCCUCUUCUUAACAAUCCAGGCUACACUGCUAGUGAUACCAUCAUAGAUGUCGCAGGAAGGAGAUUCCGGUUUGGAGCCAUUGGCGAUCAGUCUGUGAUUUUGGUCAUGACAGGCUUGAGUGUGAUAAAUGCAGCUAUAACGACUCAGCUUCUGUUGAGUUUAUUCUCAGUAGAAGGAGUGGUGCAUUACGGCAUUGCUGGAAAUGCAAACCCCUCCUUGCAUAUUGGAGAUGUAGCCAUUCCCGAAUCCUGGGCUCAUCUUGCACUUUGGAGCUGGCAGAGGUAUGGAUUAGGGGCAGAUAAUACAUUACCAUUGGAAGACAAUGGAGACUACACGAGGGAAUUCGGAUACAUAAAAUUUGCAGAUUUCACCUCAAACGUGACUGGGGACAGUCCAGUUGACAACCAACUAAACAAUAUAUGGUACCAACCAGAGGAGAUUUUUCCCGUUGAUGGCACUCCAGAACAAAGGCAACAUGCCUUCUGGGUUCCGGUUGAUUCCAAAUACUACCACAUUGCUAAAAAAUUGGAGGGCUUGGAGCUAGAGUCAUGCAUAAACGCGACGACGUGCUUAUCAACAACACCAAAGGUGGAGCUUGUGAAACGAGGCAUUAGUCAAAGCAUAUACCUAGACAAUGCAGCAUAUCGUUCUUUCAUCUACAACAAAUUUGAAGUGAGUCCAGUGGACAUGGAAAGUGCAUCGGUGGCUCUUAUAUGCCUUCAACAAAGGCAACCCUUCAUUGCCAUUAGGGCACUCUCCGACUUGGCCGGUGGUGGCUCCGCCGAGUCCAACGAGGCUGAUACCUUCUUGUCAAUCGCUGCCACCAACUCCGUCACCGUUGUCAUUGAGUUUGUCAAGCUCUUGUCACUUCACUCUAAGUCCUGGUCCAUGUAAUAUCAUGCUGUUUCUUUCAGAACUCCACGUGUACUUGUCUUGUUUUGGAAUAAUAAAACUCCUGUGGACCAUAUUUUGAUAAA